CGCCAUCUUGUGAUCAACCCGUUGUUGGACACACGCAGACCGUUUUUUCUGAUCGCCAUUUUUUCUCCCAUUUUUCCAAAAUGAACGACCAGCUCUGUAAACUGUUCGUCGGCGGGCUGAACGUAGACACCGAUGACGAUGGCCUGCGCAAGCAUUUCGAGCAGUACGGCUCGCUCACCGACUGCGUGGUCGUCGUGAACAAGCAGCUGCAGCGCUCCCGCUGCUUCGGCUUUGUUACCUACUCCACGCCGGAGGAGGCCGACGCCGCCAUGGCUGCCAGGCCGCACACCGUAGACGGCAACGCGGUGGAGGUGAAGCGUGCGGUGGCCAGGGAAGAUGCAAACAAACCCGAAGCUCUGGCUAAAGUAAAGAAAAUCUUUAUCGGUGGGCUGAAAGACGACAUCGAAGAAGAGCACUUGACCGAGUACUUCUCGCAGUACGGCCAGGUGGAGAAGUCUGAAGUCAUCUCCGAAAAAGAGACGGGGAAGAAAAGAGGCUUCGGUUUCGUGUACUUCACCGACCACGACUCCGCCGACAAGGCGGUGGUGGUGAAGUUCCACACAGUUAAUGGACACAAAGUCGAGGUGAAGAAAGCCCUGACGAAACAAGAGAUGCAGGCGGCGAACAGAAACACAAUGGCGCCGAGAGGAAGGCCCGGCAGAGGCAUGAGAGGGAAUCAAAAUGGCUUCGGAGGCAGGGAUUAUGGCGGAAGCUACAACUACGGAAAUGGCGGCGGUGGCGGCUACAACUGUGGCGGCUACGGAGGGUACGGUGGACCGUACGGAGGUGGUUAUGGCGACCAGGGAAGCGGCUACGGUGGUGGCAACGGCUACAGCGACUUUGGCAGCGGCUACGGCCAGCAGUCCUCUGGCUACGGCCCCAUGAAAGGGCCGCCCUUCGGAGGCCAGAGGAGCGCUGCUCCCUACUCCAGAGGCGGAGGUGGUGGAGGAUAUCCCAGGGGGGGCUACGGUGGUGGCGGCGGCUACUAAAAGAGAACACCCUCCCCACUCACGCCUCCCGCGAAACGUUUCUCCCCGCCAUUUGGUCGCAAAACUCUGUCAUGAAUGGGGCCGUCUGUCGUGAAUCCCAUCCGUGGCAGAGCCGCAGAGACACCCCUCCCCCACCUGAACCCCUAACAGGUAGGAAGGUCACUUCCCAGAACACCUGCUUAACCCGAACAGUGCUUCUAUUGCUGUUCACCUAGGACACACAAUCCAAGAAUUACACUUUAUAACAGUGACCCCUUUUUUUUAUUGUACCCACGCCAUCAGUGUGAGGUUGUCUUUAGAGUUGGAUUAUUUUUUAAUUUGCGUUCAGUUGUUGUGUUUGAAAAGUGAUGUAGGAUUAUUUCUUUCUUGACCAGUUAUUUUAAUAUCUUGCAUUUUAAACAGUUGGAUUCGAUUUUGUUAUAAAUUUAGUGGGAAAAUUAGUGUAUUUUCUUUUCAACAAAGAUGAGAAAGCAUGUACUUUUUUGUUCUUACCAUCAGUUUGUAUAAUUUUCUGGACCAUCCAAAUGCACAAAAAAAAAAACAGGACUCCUCCCUUUCCUCUUACUCUGUACUUUAAAUCCCUCCAAGCAUAUUGAUAGUUUCAGUCUAAAUAUUGUUCAUUUUUCCCAUUACCUGUAGCAAUAUCUAUUGUAUAUUGUAUACUUUCAUGUGUUGGAGAACAAAACCUUAUUGUUGGAACAUUUUUGGUAUGCUCAUGUAUGUUCAUUUUAAAUAAAACGUUAUACCACUUA
Messenger RNA from Cyprinodon variegatus (sheepshead minnow), 1741 nucleotides. Its product is annotated as heterogeneous nuclear ribonucleoprotein A0-like. The coding region runs from base 81 to 989 and encodes 302 amino acids. The transcript has a single exon. The record is from RefSeq and is a predicted model, not a curated record. Gene Ontology annotation, molecular function: RNA binding. Lineage: Eukaryota; Metazoa; Chordata; Actinopteri; Cyprinodontiformes; Cyprinodontidae.